Colletotrichum navitas is the source of this 1289-nucleotide messenger RNA. RefSeq names its product PhoD-like phosphatase-domain-containing protein. NCBI's taxonomy places the organism in Eukaryota, Fungi, Ascomycota, Sordariomycetes, Glomerellales, Glomerellaceae. The transcript has 3 exons. The record is from RefSeq and is a predicted model, not a curated record. The coding region runs from base 1 to 960 and encodes 319 amino acids.
AUGAAAUCGCAGAUAAUUCCUCUCGAUGCCCCGAGCGACUUUGUGGGAACAUUUCUGCUUGAUGGCCUGCAUCCAGGCACGCAAUACACCUACACCACCAACGUCAGCCACUCAGGGACUUUCAAAACCGCGGAAGCAUCACCAAAGCAUUGGAGUCUCAUCUCAACCAGCUGCAUCAAGCCAUUUAAUCCAUACAAUCCUCUGAGCCAUGGUCUGCAGAUCAGGGGCUUAGAGCAUCUUGAUCAGUACCUCUUGGCAAACCCGGUCGAUAUGAUGCUUUUUCUCGGUGACUUUAUCUACAUCGACCUGCCGGUAGCUCUUGGUUGGACGCCGAAGCAUUACACCAAUGCAUACCGGCAAGUAUACGCCUCACCAAGAUGGUCGCCUGCACUGCGACACAUUUCAUUUUUCGUCCUGGACACGCGACGCUAUCGGUCUUCCGAGUCCUUGGAAGACGGCCCCAAAAAGACUAUGCUUGGCAGCGCCCAGCUUGCCAACCUACAAAAGUGGCUUGAGACUGAGAAGUCUUGGAAGGUAGUCGUGAGCAGUGUGCCCUUUACACGGAAUUGGAGGGGUCCAGAUGCGGCCGACAGCUGGUCUGGAUACCUGUGGAAGCGAGACAUUGUCUUGGACAUGAUGAGACAGACGGACGGAGUUAUUAUUCUUAGCGGGGACCGCCAUGAACAUGCUACAACAGUCUUUCCGCCGCCCAAUGACAAGGGUGGAAAGUCGAUCAUCGAAUUUUCCACAUCUCCCUUGAAUCAGUUCUUUGAGCCAUUCGAUAGGUUUCACCGGCAGAUCGAGGAAACAGACGUGUCUGUCUAUUCUCAUCCAUGGGGGCAUUCGAAGUUUGGAAAGAGCUCGUUCGAUACUGCAACGCCCAAUCAUUUGAGGGUGGAAUACGAUCUCAUUGUUGAUGGCAACAAGGUCUGGAAUUACCUGUGGGAUUACGAGAGGUAGCAUAAUCCGCUUGCUAGUAGCGAGGAACCGAACAAUACAUCAGUCUGAUUGGAGUGCUUCGCGCUGGGCAAACAUCCACAUGAAGCGAAAUGGCAUUCAACUUGAACAAGUGUUGGAAGUUUUCCAAGUUUUACGUUGAUGUGCCAAAUCACUAGCUUGUUUGCCACGUGAACCAUGGUCUGUUCAGACUCUCGGGUCUUCCACUAUGCCCGCCCUCUUUUUCCAUUUCCUGAGUAAAUUGAAACCAGAUCCAAACACGCCAUACUGCCAUCUCCACCCCCCCCAGAACUCCUUAUCGCUAUUCCCUAGUUUGCAUGUCUCAAGACAUG